UUUUAUUUUAUUUUUUUAUCUUUGCUAAAAUACAAUACUCUAAGAAUACGUCUGUUUGAACGCCAUUUAAAUUCAUAAUAUAUUCUUUAUACUUUAGUUUCAAGCCAAUACAAAAUUCACGUAAAUUUACCAGGUGAAAUUUCUGCAAGAAAUUCAACUGUAGCUUCUCGCAGCUACCAUUUAUGUUGUGUAGAUAAAUAAUGAUAGAUAAGCCAUUUUGUGACGUUAGUAACGACUUGCCAAGACGGAUUUUUUUUUAACUUUUCUAUUUUUUUAUUAAUUUUUUAACUGUUGUUGUAUGGCGGGAAUAAAAUAGGGCGUUACUGUAAUUGACGCUUACAUGUUUUUUUUAAGUUAAAUUGAACUUACUGAUUUUAUUUCAGUCUAAAGGUUUAAGAUAUAAUCUAAUUUCUCUCACGGAACUUUUGUGCCAACAUAAUAAACAAAGAGAACUUAUUGCGCAUGCGCACAAGCACAUGAACUGUCGCACAAUGCUACCGCGCAUGCCUACUUAACUACAACGCCUAUUUCAAAGCCUAUAGCGCAUGCGCAGUUUUGACAAAACCUAGAUGAAAAACUCAUGCAAAACACGACGCCUUCUCAUUGCGUUUUGAAUCUCGUAAAGGCUAGAUACCUGAGAAGUUCAGUUUUAACAAAAACAGACGGAAGAUUGAAAGAUUGAUUUAAAUUGAAAGACGGUUUUACUGAUUGUUGAAAGAUCCUAUCACAAAGAUGUCUGCUUGCAGUUUUUGGAUGUAUAAAAACAAAGAAGGAGAUAUGGUUGUUAAGUUUCAUAAUGAAGAUCUUCAAAGGGUGCAAACGAUUAAUAUGAAACAGGAAGAAGACGAUACAAUGAUAGAAUUGCAAGGAACAGAUUACCGUGAAGAGAGAAAAGACAAUAGACUGGUAUUGACGAUGUACAGAGGAGCUAUACAUUAUAUUGCACAGCUUGCCAUAGCACUGCUUGAUAUUGACGGAAAGCAAAAAUUAUUUGUAGUCGACAAUGUCAACAUCGCCUGUGCUCACAAGUAUACCAACAAAGAAAGCAACUUUUCUCUCCAUACACAUAAUAGUGACAAAAUUGCAGCACAUAUCGAGUCAAUUAUCAGCACCCCUCUUAAUGAAACUAACAUUCAGCUCUUCUGCUGUGGAGAAGUACAAAAAAAAAGUAGAAGCGAAUACUUAAGAUGUUCAAGAAAUUAUGUUAAUGAAAACUGCACAUCCAACAAUGAGUUUCUGAAAGAAGCUGUUCAAUUUCCACCACCGAUGGUAAAUGAAGAGAUAUCCAGACUUGCCUUUCGACUAAAGUCAUUUCUUAGUGAAAUUGGACAGGUGUUUGUGAUUUUCACACAUUACAAUACCAUGGACAAUCUGAGACUUUUAAAUUUAAAUACUUAUUGUGAUCGUGUUCCGGAUUAUAAACACAGACUUCUGCUGCUCCAUCCAUCUCAAAAUACCUUUGUCAAUAUAAGAUACACUAAAACUACCAGUGCGUCAACCAUUGAGGAAGAAUUUCAAAAUGGUGAAGUAGAUAUUAAACAUUUGUUUUCAAUCAAUCGAAAAUUUAUCUCGAAUAGUACCUCCAGAUUUAUAAAUGUGGUUGCAGCACCAAAUUUCCGAAAGUUAGAGAACAUCGACGUUUGUGCAAGCUGUCAAUUGUUAGAUCAGUCUAUUUUGUCAGACGACGCAAAGGUUAAAAGGUUUUUUCUGAAUCUGGGAUUAACAAGAAGAUAUCCUGAUAAGAAAAUUAAAGAGCAGUACAUGAACAUAUUGGGUCAAGCAAUGUGUUUCAUGGCAAGUAGGGAAACUAUGAACACUGUUCCAACAAUCAAAGAUGACAUCCAUGGGAAAAUAAGCACUCUCCUAUUGUCACCUGAACAGUCAAAUAUUUUGUUUGACGAAUCUAAAAAGAAAAUCAUCGUGGGACCAUUGGGAAGUGGUAAAUCUGUUCUUGCUUUAAAUUAUCUAAAACAUCUUUACCAAUGUUGUGAAGGAAACUGCAUAAUAUAUUAUGUUAUGUGGAGUGACAAAACGAUACUGCUGAAAGCUGUCGAAGAAUUCGUCUUAACAUUUCAAUGCAACAGAAAUGUCACCGUGAUAGUAAUAAAUGCAAUUGAAUUAGCAAAAGAGCUCAACCUCUCUAAACUUCCAACAGUAUCUCAAUUAUUACUGAACCUGUUAAGGAAACAUGGUGCCAUGUCAUUUCAUUUUAUAAGCGACGAGGUAGAUGGUGAGAUGUUUGACAAUCAAGAAGCUUUAUCGCUGAAGCAGAUUUUGGAGAGGGAAGAAGCUUUACAGAAUUCCAUGAUUGUGUUGUUUCUGCAAUCUUUGGAAAAGCACAGGAGAUUGGUUACAUCUGGAGAAACAAAAAAUCAUGAUAAAUACAAAUACGAAGAAACUGGUAUGCGUGUGUUUUACCUCAAUAAAGCAAUGCGAACAACGAAGAAAAUUUUUGACUUUUUAGUAGAAUUUGAGAAAAACAUUUCUGCUGUUGAAUCAGUUAUCAAACAUCCUGUUCAAGACAGCGCUGGUAAAAAAACAUCCCUCCAAAACUCUGCGGCGACAAGUUCUGUUGUCCACAAAAAUUCAAAGAAACUUCUCCCUCAAAAAAUUGGAGAAAAAGGUGAAGAAGGUAAAAAAAUAUUUAAAGAGCCAGUGGACAUCGACGAAAUUGCAGCUGCCUCAAAUUAUCCAGAUGUUUCUGAAGAUAUCAAAACCCUAACCAAAGUGAAAUGCAACUCCGCCCAAGAAGUUGGACAUAACAUUGAAGGAACAAAACCAAUACUGAUACAUCUUAAUUAUGAAAAUGAAACAGAAGAAAAAAGUAUUGUCAUGUUAGCUCUCUCGUUGGAAUACUAUCUAGAUCGUGUUAAUAUUAAACGAUUAUUUUUUCAUAACACUGUGGAACAAUUGAUCACGUUUCGAAAAGUUUUGGAUUUGAUCGGAAGGGAUUAUUUUGUUUAUAACAAACAAACUGAAUGGAACAUUAUCGAUCACAACAAUGAAGUUACCAAUCUUCCGGAAAACGAAGGUUAUGAUUUAAUUACUAAUCUAGAAGGUAGUAGAGGAACAGAAUUUUGUGAAACCGUAUGUUGUAUUGACAUAAAUGACACUAUGUUGCGACACAAGACGUUAGAAGGAAUGUCCAGAGUAACUGAACGCCUGAUAAUUGUUUGCGCGUGUAAUAUACAGUCUGCUGCUACAAAUUCAUCAACUGGACAUAUCAUUAAAGAUCUGUUACCAGAGUACCUGAAUGAAAUUUCUGUUGAAUGUUGCAAGAAUUCAAACGAAAAUUACAUUGAAACACAAGUUAAUGACAGAAAAUCGAUAGGAUAUGUAAAUACAAAUUCGCGUAGAUUCAAAAAUCUCAUGGAACGGAUAAAGAAAAUUGAAUAUAAAAAGAAUGAAUCAGAUGAGGGCGAUUUUGCGCAAAUUAUACGUAACAACUUUCAAUCUCCAACAAUCAACGCGAGCUGCAUUUUUACACACGAUGAUUCGUGUACAAUUAGUUGGAAUGAUGAAGGAUAUGGUUACGUGAUUGAAAUGGAAAACGACAGAUCACAAUGGCAGAACGUAGAAGGUGUGACCACACAUGGUAGAUGUGUUAUCAAUAAUUUAGUUGUUGGAAAGACAUACAAGUUUCGUGUUGCAGCCAGUAAUAACUUUGGUGAAUCAGAAAUUAUAUUAUCCUAUCCACAUUUCGUUGCUGUUACUUUUCAAGAUAUCGUGGAAAUUAUUAGAUCUAACGAUAUCGAACAACUGAAAAAAUUACUAUCCAUUCAUCCAAACAUCGUUCACAUGAGAGAUGAAGAUAAAUACACACCAUUGAUGUGGACAGUACGUUACACCGACAAUACAUCAAUGGUGGAAAUACUCAUCUCAUAUGGGAGUGAUGUUUGGGCGGAAAAUAGAUGGAAACACAACAGUUAUCAUUUGGCUGCAUAUCAUGAUCGUCACACAAUAUUAGAUAUGUUAUGUCGACAUGAUGUAACAAACAUCAACCGUGUAGAUGAUUACAACUUCACACCAUUACAUUAUGCUGCAGCGCUUGGUAACAUCUCAUGUGUUGAUGUUUUGUUACGUUAUGAAAAUAUUGAUGUGACGAUCGAAAAUAUAUAUGGAAGAACAGCUUAUGAUUAUGCUGGAGGAUGGAUGAAUGAACAAAACCGGGAAAUAAUAAGACGAAAAAUAAAAGAAUACGAAGAUGAAAAGAAAAAAUAAACGUCUUAGGAAAUUGUUUCAUUUCAAUAAAACAACAAUAGCUUUAGCAGAUGAUUGCAGCUCGAAUUAUUUAUUAUAUUUUUGUACAUAACUACACUAUUAUUUUAUACAUACUUAUUUUAUAUAUUUUAUUUAUUUAUUUUUUAUAUAUCUAUAAUAAAUUAUUUUUGUUUUCUAUAAUUUAUUAUUUUUAUAUAUAUAUAUACUUUAUUUAAAUUAAAACAAAUUUAUAAGAACAAUGAAGCUGGAAGUGGCUGAAAAAUAAGAACAAAGUUAGAGCAAUAAAAAGGAUGAAUAUUUACUGAUAUUCUUUUCACAAUAAAUAUGAAGAAAUACAUCUUUCAAUGCAGAGAAAUUUUCGCAAAUUUAAUUGUUGUAGCUUUUCAAGUUUGAUGAUCUAGAUGGUCAGAUUAUAGAAAUAAAAACAAUUUUAGCCAUCGUCUACAUUAUCAGAUUUAUAAACUAUAUCAACUAAUAAGAACGAGGUAUCUGGAUGUGUUGAGAAAAUAAAAACAAAUUUUGAGAAUAAAAAGGCUGAAUAUUUACUGAUAUUCUUUUUUUCACAACAAAUAUGAAGAAAUACAUCUUUCAAUCCAGAAAAUUUUUUUACAAUCAAUUCGAUUUUGUGUACUUAGGAAAAAAAUGAUCAAAUUAUAGAAAUAAAAACAAUGUUAGGAUGAAGAUGUAAUAUAAAAUUAGAUCUCAGCGUAAAGUCAAAGUUCAUCGUUCCUCCAAAAAACUUAUUUUUAAUAAAAAAAUGUUAAUGAAAUUUAAUUUUUAACAAAUGUACUGUGAAACAAUUUUUGUUCGGCUUAUUUUUGUAAUAUGAAAUAUACAUGAAAAGAUACAUGUUUAAAGUCACGUGGUUUUGCUGCAUAUAAAUUGUCUUGUUCCCAACUCUCUCAAUAUCCUAUAUUGUGAAAAAACAAUUUGUCAUUUGACAAAAUGGUAUUCAUUUAAUUUUGAAAUGUAAGUUUCGCCCUCUGUACCCAGUCCUCUUAAGAAUAAACUAAGUUAGUUUUCGUGGAGAUCGUCAUCGGGUUUAAGAAGAUUAUAAUGUAUAAAAGGAAUAUUUAUUCUGUUUUUAUUUAGAAAAUAUAUAUACCUUAUCGCACACAAAAAUUGUUUUCGUAACUAAGACCAACCCGAGGCUG
Hydractinia symbiolongicarpus is the source of this 5375-nucleotide messenger RNA. RefSeq lists its product as uncharacterized. The transcript is spliced from 8 exons. Lineage: Eukaryota; Metazoa; Cnidaria; Hydrozoa; Anthoathecata; Hydractiniidae. Gene Ontology annotation, cellular component: nucleus; cytoplasm. Gene Ontology annotation, molecular function: protein binding. The record is from RefSeq and is a predicted model, not a curated record. Bases 733 to 4221 code for a protein of 1162 amino acids.